Messenger RNA from Serendipita indica DSM 11827, 1614 nucleotides. NCBI's taxonomy places the organism in Eukaryota, Fungi, Basidiomycota, Agaricomycetes, Sebacinales, Serendipitaceae. The record is from the annotation of a GenBank genome assembly.
AUGUCCCUCGCAAGCAUGAUUGCGAAGGACAUUGAGCGGUACCGCUCCUCUGAGAGCAAAGCCUUCUCACAUGGCAAUGUGCUCGACUUUCUCUCGCCCUGGAAGAUGAUCAAGUUUAUCUCGGCAAUUGUCUAUGCCAUGUGUCAGCGCAUCAUUACGUUGAUGUACAAGCCGCAUGUUCCCAAGAGACAUGCGACAGUCAGAUCUCGUGGGCGUGUUGCAGUGAUUGGCGCUGGGAUGUCCGGGAUAUCCGCUGCCGCACACGCAUUCUCACACGGAUUCGAUGUAAUAAUUUACGAAGGCGAGUACCUUCCUACACCUACGCAGCUCUCUCGUGUCUGGAGGGAGUACAAGCUCGAGUCGCGAACGCGGUUUGGUGUUCGAGUGACCUCAGUCGAACGUGUCUCGUCGCCAGAAGCCAAAGACGACUAUAACCCGUCGCGUCACGGUCACGCACAGUGGAAGAUUAACGACGGUUCAGAUGGCAACUUUGAUGCAGUCAUCGUCGCUGUUGGCACUUGUGGUGAUGCCAAAUGGAUUCGGUUCCCUGGCAUGCCGAAGGAGUCGCACCAGACUUCAUCCGAUUCAAGCAGCUCAUCUAGUAGCGAUCACAGGGGAGAGGGCCAGGAUCAACCACAUGAAGGCUACCAACACCAUGAGGCAAGAGAGGAACGAAAGGUCGAGGGUGGAGAGGAUUCAUUCCGUGGUCCAAUCUUCCAUUCGUCCCAGUUUGAUUCAGCUCAGAUUGAUGAUGUACUUGGCAGGACAGUCGUGGUGAUUGGUAGCGGCGCAAGUGCCGUUGAAGCCGUUGAAACGGCGCUUGCGGGUGGUGCCGCCAAGUGCAUCAUGCUCGCUAGAGAAGACAAGUGGAUUAUUCCCCGCAAUCUAUUUCUCGAUGUUUUGAUGGCCAUGCAGCCAUUUGGACGUGAGAUGCCGAUGGGUUUCGUGUGGGAAGAGUUCCUCAAACGGUGGCACUACCGUGGUGUCGAACAUUUGGUGCCUCCUUUCCAUGGGCCUUUCGAAAGUACUCCUGUCGUGAACGACAAGUUUCUUCCAUACGUUCGCAUGGGCAAAUGUGAAUACGUCCGCGGCGACAUUGAGCGCCUGACAUCCAAAGGCGUACUCGUCAACGUUCGUCAACGCGUGUCCAAGGCAGGAGAUAGAGGCCAGCGUAUGGAGAUUCCUGCCGAUGUUAUCGUUCUAGCUACAGGCUACAAGCCCACUUCGGUGGACUUCUUGCCCAAGGACCUUUUCCCGGAAGGAUACGAGCUGUUCCUCCAAAACUUUUCGAUGGAGGAUUGGUCAAUCAUGUUGCUCAAUUCGGCACACGUCGAUGGGAUUGGGACUGUUGGGCAUGUUCAUAUUGGAAUUUACACCCGCAUCCUCUUGAUGCUCAUGAUGGACUUUAAGACUCGGCCGUCAACACAGGAUAUGAAGGUAUGGGUACACGAUGUUCACUAUCUCAAGCAUGGCGCUACGGGAGGGGUGCUUCGGCUCUUCACGUAUAUAGAAUUGACUCUCUGGCUCGGUUUGUAUUACGCUUUGCGACCAGAUCGGUGGAAAUGGCUACCGUUCAUCCUCUUUGGAUGGGGUGUGCAUCCACAAUAUGCGUAG